Messenger RNA from Periophthalmus magnuspinnatus, 4171 nucleotides. It is a transcript of the gene mybl2a, whose product is annotated as v-myb avian myeloblastosis viral oncogene homolog-like 2a. NCBI's taxonomy places the organism in Eukaryota, Metazoa, Chordata, Actinopteri, Gobiiformes, Gobiidae. Gene Ontology annotation, molecular function: RNA polymerase II cis-regulatory region sequence-specific DNA binding; DNA-binding transcription factor activity, RNA polymerase II-specific; protein dimerization activity. Gene Ontology annotation, biological process: regulation of DNA-templated transcription. Gene Ontology annotation, cellular component: nucleus. The record is from RefSeq and is a predicted model, not a curated record. The transcript is spliced from 13 exons. The coding region runs from base 167 to 2845 and encodes 892 amino acids.
GCACACGUGGAUGAGACGCGCGACCGUUGUUUCCUUGGAGGAGAAGAGUGAAACUAGCCACGUUAGCUUAGCCUGUUGUCUGCAAAGUUUUUCACCUGAAUAGAUCCCAAACUGUUGCACACUUUGGAGGUUUAAAGGACAUUUUGUACCCUCCAAGGAGCGAAGCAUGGAUCAAGAUGGAGAUAUCGAGGUUUGCCAUGAAAGUGACUCCGACUCGGACAAAAAAGUCAAAUGGACUCAAGAAGAGGACGAAAACCUCAAAAUCCUCGUCAGUAAUUUUGGAAAGGAAGACUGGAAAACUGUUUCCAAUUUUUUACCUGGGCGAUCGGAGACACAGUGCAUGAACCGAUGGAGCAGGAGCCUGGAUCCAGUUCUAGUAAAAGGCUACUGGACCGAGGAGGAAGACCAGAAGAUCAUAGACCUUGUGACCAAGUUCGGGACAAAGAGCUGGCAGCUCAUAGCCAAACACCUGCACGGGCGCCUGGGGAAGCAGUGUCGCGAGCGCUGGGUCAACCACCUGGAUCCUCUCAUCAACAAGAGCUGCUGGACCAAAGAGGAGGAUCUCAUUAUCUACAAGGCCCAGGCUCUGAUGGGCAAUCGCUGGGCCGACAUUGCCAGGCUGCUCCCUGGAAGAACAGACAACUCUGUGAAGAACCACUGGUACUCCACCAUCAAACGCCUGGCAGAGCAAGGUGUGUUCAAGAAGGAGGCUGAGGACAUCAAGCUGGACCUCAGGAAGAUCGAGGAAGGAGAGACCAAUGUGGAGACACAGCCUAAAGAAGGAGAGCCUCAGAAAGCUAAGCUAAAGCCUGUGAUCCCUUCUGCUAACAUCGUAACCUCCAAGAGUCCCCUGUCAGCCCAAGGCCCAACCAGCUCUAAACCUAGUCCAGGGUCUAAACCAGCUCCCAGCUCUAAACCUAGUCCAGGGUCUAAACCAGUCCCCAGCUCUAGACCUAGUCCAAGCUCUAGGCCAUGUCCCAGACCCAGUAUGUCUCCGGGCAGGGCUCCUUCAGCAGCAGUGGACCAGAAGAAGCUGGAGGAGGCUGCUCUGAGGAUGAUCUCUGAGGACAUGCUGCCUCUCAGUUUUGUGGAGGGUGCAGGGUUCCGCUCCUUCAUGGGCAUGAUGUGCCCUCAGUACAACAGACUGUCCCAGCGUGCAAUGGGGCUACGGCUGUAUGGUGAUGUGGAGAGGAUCUACAAACCCCAGCUCAUCCGGGAUCUCAAGGCCUGUCUGGCUCAGUGCCAGGAGGGAGAGGGACUGAUCCAUGUCUCUGUGGACCUAUGGGCGGGGUCUGGCUCCUCUCCUCUGGACGAGCCCAUGGUUCUCGUCCAGCUGCACUUCAUCAAUGAGUCCUGGCAGCUCCGCCGCCCUGUCGUAGCCUUCAGACACCUUAGGCACCAAGACCUGAGCGCAUCACUGUCUCGAGAACUGGAGGGGGUGCUGUUGAGCUAUGGCAUCUUCCCACAGCGAAUCGGCUACGUCCUGACCAACAACGCCAAGCACGCACUGGCCACGAACAGCUUGUUCUGUGACUACAAGCUGCUACUGAACAGGGCAGAGGUGGAGGGAGAGGAGAUGGUGUCCUUUCUCACAGACCAGCUCUCUGAGGAUGACUCUCCAUUCUGCAAGCUUCAUAUGGGCUCCAGGCAUAACUGUGUAGGCCACACGCUGCAGCAGGUCAUCCAGGAGGCUCUGAAGAGCUCCAGAGAGGUGGAGGACCUGUUCUCUCAGCUCCAUAAAGUGGUGACCUUCUUCAGGAGCAAGGCCUACUGGAACGAGGUCCUGAUGAAGGAGUGUGGGGCGCUCUUGUGGCCUCCGCCCAGCAGCUGCAGGUGGAACUCCAUGCUGUUGUGUCUACGGCGGCUGGUGCAGGAAUCCACCUGGAGCCGUGUGAUGAGUGUCCUGACCCAGGCCCGGACAGAAGCCCGUGAUCCGGCUAAUGUCCCGCACCUGUCAGUCACACGGGAGCAAUUGGUGGACCUCCUGGGACUGCUGGGGCCUUUUGAGGCUGCCCUACAGACUCUCCAGGGAAACGGCGCUUCCCUUGGCAGCCUCAUCCCCUCUGUACUCCAGCUGGACAGAGCCUUAUGCAGCAGUGAGAGCAGAUACACGGACUUCUGCAAGGCUCUGAGGACCGGCCUGCAGGCUCACUGUCAGGGCCUGCUCCACCACAGAGACCUGCUCAUAGCCACUGUUUUGGACCCCAGGCUCAAGCUGCAGCCAUUUUGUGAAAAGACAGAGGAGAAGACUGACUUCCUAACCCCACCAUUCAAGUCUGAGGUCACUACUAUCAUUGAAGCAGCUUUAUCUACUAUCCAGUGUUCAGCCAGUUCUCCUGUGGAGAAGAAUGGAGAGCGCACCAGCCCUGCCCCAGAGUCUUCAGCCAGUUCUUCUGUGGACGUGAAUGGAGACCACUGCAGCCCUGCUCCAGAGGUGAAAGAGGAGAGCCGAGAGAUGACCACACAACCACCACCCAGUGACAGCUCAGACCACGUUAAUCUCAAAAGUGAACUCAAACGGAAGUCUCCCUGCAGCCUGUCCGAGCCUCCUGAAAAGUGUCUAAAAGUGUCGGAACUGGAGGCGUACCUGUCUGAAUCACCCCCUUCUGGAAGCUCUUGCCUGCUGUUCUGGAGGUCCGCCCAUCGCUUCCCCAGACUGCAGAGCUUGGCGCGGAGGUUGCUGGCCAUCCCGGUGACUUCGGGGGGCUUCGAUAGGCUCUACCCCAUGUCCACGUGCCUCAUGCGGGCUAGGAGGAAUCGGCUCCCCCCCAACACCACGGAGAGGCUGCUACUGUACAAGGAUGCUAUGAAAACAAGUGCUGUGAGGAAGCCCGCUAAGGUUUGAACCUUAGUGGGAUAUGGUCUGUAUCAGAUUUUGAACCACGAGGGACGGACAUGUUUCAGAAUGAACUCAGAAUUAGCCCUGCCCACUAGUGUCACGAUACAAACAUUUCAAACUCCAUUUUGCUACCAAAAAAUAGGCUUGAUAAUCAAUACCGAUUCUGAUACCACAAUGAUAAUUAUAAACACUCUUUAUUUAAUCUAUAAAAUGUCAUUUUCAACAUUAAAUUACAGUACUUUCUUUUAUAUUAGCAUGCAAUGUUGUAUUCUUUUCAAUACCUUGUCAGCAUCAAUUUGGUAUUGAUCCGCUCAUUAUCACUACCAAUGAGAGACUAUGCAGAAUGAGAACUAUCCACAUGGUUCACCUUCAGCAUAGUCUCUGAUUGGAUACAAUUCUCUGUCCUUGGCAGGUGACAGAUACUAAUAUGAUACUAAAACUAGUUUCAAGUCUAGAUACUCAUUUGAGCAGGUAUCGAUACUAAAAAAUCACAUUCACAGGACAGAAAUGAACUUUUCCUGAAUAUCUUUAGAAUGAUCUUGAGCUGUAUCUUUCACAAGUAUAAGACACAUAGACUAGUAUACACCCAUGGACCACUAUGAACCUACUGGACACUGAGGAUUACACACAUAUAAGACACAUGGGAAUAUGACAGAAAGCACUACGAUUUAAUGUUAAAAAUCACAUUCUAUUGUCUAAAGACUAGUUCAGUCUUUUUAAUUAUCAUCGUUGUAUCGGUUUUGGUAUUGAGUAUUGAGUCUAUCCCUUAGUAUCAAAAUCAAGUUUAAAAUUUUAUUAUCGUGACAACACUAGUUGCAACCUCUUAAAAUGUAAUAAUUCAGUAUAAUUUCUCCUCGAAUGACAGCAUUUACAUUUUAGAAUACAAUGCGUUUUUCUGAUUUAGAAGCCAGAAUCAGAUCCAGGCCCUUUAGUGGUCUAUGUCACAGGUGCCAAUUUUUUUGUAUUUUGGACAGGUUUUUUUUUGUUCAAAUGAAAGCUGCAAAGUGACGCUGGUUCAGUUGAACUCUGAAUAAUUGAUUGGUUUACUUUAUAACUGCCUCCUAAAAAUAUGAUAAUGGCUGUAUAUAGUGGUGUUUACGUCCAAUUGUAAAUUAAACGGUUAAUUGGAAUUUAGUCUCUGUAGUUCCUGUGCUUUUAUACACAGAGGUCUCACCAUUUGAUAUGAAUAAUGUAAAGAUUCAUCAUGAAUAAUGUGAAAUUGGAUAUCCAAAUAUUGUUUAUAUUGAUAAUACAUAAUUAAAGUUUUAUACUUAUGCUUCAUAUGCUUUCUGUGCCACAGAAAAAUAAAAGUUGAAUGUUUUUGAUAUUUAG